AUGAACGUGCAUAACCAUCCUGCUGCUGGCCCGGACGUAACAGGACUCUUGGCUAGGAAUCUCGAUGCGGGUAAAACGUUCAAUGACAACGCCGGCCGACCCGAGGCUCUGAUUGAUCCCGAUGGCCGCGAAUUCAUCGCGCCCCUCAAGAAGAGAGUCGAAGUGCGGAAGACAUUCGUCUUUCAGUUUGGGAUGAUGACGACGUUCGCUAUUCUUGUGCACGAAAUCCCGCACGAAGUGAGCGACUUUGCAAUCCUGCUCCGAGCUGACUUCAAUCGAAUGCAAGCAGUCAAAGCUCAGCUUGUCACAGCUUCGGGAGGGAUUAUUGGUGCAGUUGUUGCUUUAUGGAUCAACAAUGAUUCCAUGCAGUCAGCCGACUGGAUUCUUGCUUUUACUGCCGGAGGAUUCAUAAAUAUCGCUCUCGCCCAAAUCCUUCCGGAGCUCAAUGAAGAAAGGGAUCGGAGGCAGAACCUCAAGCAAGUCGCUAUGAUGUUCUUGGGUCUAUUCGUUAUGAUUGCCAUCAGCAGUUUGAAAAUUAUCUGA
Cooperia oncophora is the source of this 543-nucleotide messenger RNA. Lineage: Eukaryota; Metazoa; Nematoda; Chromadorea; Rhabditida; Trichostrongylidae. The record is from the annotation of a GenBank genome assembly.